Messenger RNA from Lactuca virosa, 366 nucleotides. Lineage: Eukaryota; Viridiplantae; Streptophyta; Magnoliopsida; Asterales; Asteraceae. The record is from the annotation of a GenBank genome assembly.
AUGACUAAGGGUGAACAUGUGAAGAAAAGGGCUGCAGAAGUGGCAAGUGGUAGUAGGACAGGAAUGGAUGGCGGGGAUACACAUGCUAGUAGGUUUAAGAGGACUAAGACAACAAAGGGUGAAAAUGUGAAGAAAAUGACUGUAGAUGAGGCAAGUGGAAGUAGGACAGAAAUGGAAUGUGGGGAUACACAAUGUACUAGGGAGAGUGGGACUACACAAGUGACAAGGGAGAAGGGUAAUGUUGUAAUUCCCCAGUUUAAGAGGAGGAAAAAGAGUGAAAGGAUCAUCAAGAAAAUAUUGGGAACCCAAGUUAUAGGAAAGGAUGGAGAGGGUAACACUUCAGAAAAACCUGUCAACUUAAUGUAG